AUACACACAGGUCUUUUAUUUAUAAUUAUUGCGCUAUGUUCGGACAAAUGACUUUAAUUUUAGAUCAGCUUUGAAUCAUAUGAAUACGAGAUAGAUUAACAGAAUUUUUAUAUCAAGUAGUCUACACGAAUGUGUUUGGGAUACAUUAUUCGUGUACGAUCUCAGCGCAAACAUCUUAUACAAUGAAAACGUGAUGAAAACGUGACAGAAUAUUAGUUAGUAUAAAAUGUAAUGAGAAUUACUUAUAAUACUUUGCAUGUCUAGGAUUAAUGAACUAUUACAUCUUUGCGAUUGAUCGCAUAAUCAUUCAUCGAGUAUAAAAGUGUUACAAGCCAUUUAUUGCCCAUCAUAGACCUUGUUAACAUUUGUACACUUAUUCACACAAUGUGCCAAGAGGGACCGAGUAGAGCUUGAAGAGUUUUUCUCGUUGCUUAUACAUUGAUAUCGACAGAAUUCAAUUAAUUGCUAGUUUAAUAAACUUUUUAGAUAGUGAAGUAUCUUGCGCUCUAGAGAAUCGCCCAAUUUGCUAGUUUUUCAGCUACUAAUUCUACAAGAGCUAAAUCGUAGCUGGCCGAAACAAAGCUUGACCUGCUACAUGCCAGAUGUGAUAGUGGAUUCGUCCAGAACGAUUGAAAAUACUAUACGUUCGCAAUUCUCUCGUCAUCCUCCACUCUUACACUCCUCGAAUAUUAAUAUUUCAAGCUAUUUCUACUUGAGCACAUAUUGUCUUUGUCUUCCAAGAAUUUGUCUAUAAUGCGCAUGAGUCUGCUGUGAAGAUAACGAAUACCGAUGCUACAUGACAGUUCAUUCAGAAUCUGAUAGUUGUCUAAAGCGGUGUACUGGAUCAGUUGUGGUUCAUCAAAGUAUCAGGAGAAAAGACUGGUUACAAAUAUGUAUAUGGAUAGCGCAUAUAUAGAAAAUAAGAUAAAAUAUAUAUAAAAUAUACGAAAAUUUUAUCAUAUCUCCAAACAUGGACUCGCCCAAAAUUCUCGAAUCUGUAUAUCAUCCAAUCAUGUAAUAGCAUACAGUGGCGGAACAAUAACUGAAAAUGCCCAUUACUUUUUAAAAAUUUGUCAUAAAUUUGUCAUAAAUUGAAAUUUAUUAAUGUCUAUAUUUUUAAUGACAAAAAUAGAAAACGAUUUAAGUGAAGACAUUUGUAAUGUUUACAUAAUUUUUUUUGUAAUGUUCACAUAAUUUGCUUGUGUCUUUGAUAAAAUAUAUAUUCAAAACUAUUUACAAAAUAUAUUAUAUUCUCGCAAAUCCAUCAAUAUCUUAGUUUAUUCCGUGCCAAUUUUGAUAUAGCAUUGUGGUGAACAAACAAGGUGAUUACAUCUUUAAUAAUCCUAUUUGGAUGGUAUUUAAUAACAUUUUGUGAUAAAACAAUAAAUUUUUAGAAACUUUUACAUAUUUGCAAUACAUAACUAUUUAAUUAAUAAAGUAUUGCCUAGUUUAAACAUGGAACCAUAUUGCCUGUGCAGCCUAAGCAAAUUUUUGAUAAAUAACUUUUACUUACUCGUUAAACAUUGUUAAACAAAUUAUGAAAAGUUUCCUGAUGACACAAUUUAUAUGACAAUUAAGUAAUUGUUGUUUAAAUAUGAAAAAGUUACACUUAAUGAAGAAUUAAGUCAAUUAGGUCGAAAUUGUAUUCUCAACACAGUUUCUCUUUGGAAAUCUUACUAAAAUAUAUCCACGAUAUUAGAUUAAAUGCAUUUUUAUUAAACUCCUUAUUGAUUUUCUAUGCUAUCUCUUUUCUGCAUGAAAUGUCUUCUCUUAAAUCAAUGUUCGGAAAUGACGUCAGCAUGUAACUAUAGCGUACUCAUCAGCUGAUGAAAAUCCAAGAUUCGCCAGAUAUAUUGAUUAUAAUCAUAUGAUUUUAAUAAAUAACGAUAAUCUUAAUUUUCUUGUCCGAUGUUUCGUUAAUAUUUUAGAAGUCUGGAAAAAUCACAUUAUAUCCUUAUUUAUAAAAUCAUAUUUAUAAAAUCGUUUAUGUGACAACUUGAUAUCUGGCUUUUAGGACAUAUACACUAUUAUGUACGCGUCGAUUAAAAUAUAUGGUAAAAUUACAAAAAUUAUUAUUCUUUUAAAUAAACUUCAUUCUGCUCAUUCCGAUGAUAGUUUUAUAACAUCUUUGUAAAUAAUUGAUUGACAUUAUGGAUGCCAAUUAAUUAAUUAAACUUGUUAAUUUAUACCAUUAGGUCUGUAUUACAACAUUUUACUGUUUCAUGCUGCUUUUAUCUUUCUUUCUCUAUAAAAGUUUAAGUAUAUUUAAUACUAUAAGCAUAAGUUGAACGAAAGUGUGUAGUCCCAAGCAAGUAGGCCCAAUUACUAUGUAAUGCUAUGCGGCGUCGGUGCCCUUUGGGUCAUUUCCGCAUCCAGCACUGCUCAGCAUUACCACCAGUUCAUCAGUGACCACCAGUGAUCGAAGGUCGAGGUUGGGCGUUGGGUAGGGUUAAAACGUUCAGCACAAAUGUGUCCCUCUUUGUCCAGUGCGGAUGAGUAAACAUUACGUAUACGAUAUAUAGGGUCAUAACAGAAAGAGAAAGAUGAGAAAACACUCAGGCAGGAGCAAGAGACUCGCGAAUAAACAGCAUUGCCAACGCGUUUGUUGGAGUACUGAAACCCAAAACCUCUCCACAGAUUGUACCCUAUCUCGAGAUGGCCGACAACAUUACCACCGUCUACGGAGAUAAGAAUGACGAUAGUGAUUAUUACACAGCCUCACUAGUAUCACCACCUCUUCUCACCGAUUUCGAAAUUCAAUGUAAACCAGAACCAUGUUCCAAUCUACAUAACUCGAUCGACGAGGACCUAUCGGCGUUUGCUGGAUCCUCAACAUUUCACAUUCCUAUAUCUGUACCUACGAUAAAAAAUCCAAUUGUUUUAUUAGAAAGAUGUGAUAAAAUUUGGCAAACAUUACAACUGAUAAAGGUUAUACAAACUGAGAAGCCAGUCAAUGAUAACAAUGAAGAAAGCAAAAAGGAAGAAAUACAAUAUUUAGAUAAGACCAAACAAUCUGUAUCACCUAUUAUGGCUCAACCUGCAUUGAGAAAUCAUAAUACAGUGCCAUUACCUUUUAAGUUUUCUGUCCAAAAAACAAAAAAAUUAUAUCCUUGCACUAUAUGUGGUAAGCAAUACUUGGAAAGACGAUCCUUAAGAAAGCAUUCAGAAAGAGUACAUGGGAUUACCAUGCCAUUACUCAAGAAACGUAAACGUACCAAAAAUACUUUACUAUUACCUAACAAAAAGGAUUUUGACAAAUUCAAUUUAGAUACACUUAAUAAAAAAGGUAGUGAUUUUGAAAAUCUUAAUAAUGACAAAGGUUCACAUCCAAAGACAAAAUUUGUAAAUGCUAAAACUGUUGCUUUACGAUCUACAGUGUUAAGGAAGUUUGUCAAAUGCACAUUAUGUCAACAGAAAGUGACAUCUAUAAGAAAACAUUUAAUUCAUUACCAUAAAAUUGGUGAUUCUUCAAAUAUGGUGGAAGAACUAGAAUCUUCAUUAUUAAUUGAGAAUGGAGCAUCAUCUGAAGAUAAGAAAACUACAUUAGAAAAUAUAUCCUUCAAGAAAUUACCACAAUCUGCUAAAACUGAUGUGCAAGAUGGUUUUCGCAUAAUGGAUAAUGAAGCUGAUACCCAUAAAACAUCUCAAAUUAAGAGAAAACGAAAGUAUACAUUAUCUUAUGUAAAUGCUAAGAAAAGAUUAAAGUUGAACAACGAGCGUUAUGUACUUCGAGAUGGGCCUGCAGUAACACAGAAACAAGCAUCUUUUAUUCAUACCAAUCACAACAAUCAUGCAUCAUAUCAAUGUGACAUUUGUUUGGGAAUAUAUGCAUCUAAUCGUAGUUUAUACAAACAUAGACGCAAUCACAUUUUUCGUGGAGAAACUAAAGAAAAUAUUCACAAUGUCAAAUGUAGAUAUCAUAAUUCACCAUUUAAUAAGAAAUACAAAUUAUUGCUAUCUUCUACAAUGUCAACUCAUACAACUGCAGAAAAUAUCAGUAAUGGAAUAAAUGAUGUACAAUUACGUAUUUCCAAACAUAAAACAUUAUUUAAAAAAAAUGGCAAAAUUUCCAAGAUAAAUCAGACAGUUCAAUACAAUAAAGAAAUAGACAAGAGCAAUGAAACUACUUGUAUGUGUGGAAGAUCAUUUAGAAAUCCUCAUACCUUGUUCAUUCAUAAAAAAAGCUGUGAGUUAUAUAAACAGGAAGAUACAAUGUCGCAACAUACAAGUAUCAGUAGUGAUUCUGGAAUUGGUAUUAACAUAACGAUAAAAAAACUAAAUAAUUCCUAUGAGAUUGUUGGAAAAGAUAAUAAUGAAGGUAAAUUCCAAAAAUCUAAAAUCUAUUUGAAAGAAAAUAAUUUAUCUAUAUCUAACACAUCUGAUCAUACUACCAAAGAGUCUAUUAAUUUAUGCACUAAACAAAAGGAAUCAAAUGAAUCUGAAUUAUCUAAUUAUAGUAAAGAUCAUAGCUUUUUGAAGUUACAUGUUGCAGAUGAAGAUGUAAUUAUUGAUAUCGAAGAUGAUAUACAAAUUGAAUUUGAUAAAAAUAAUACAAUUAAGAAAAUGGAUACACAGCAAGAUAAAAGUUAUAUGUCAAAGGAACAGAAUGAUUUAAAAAAUUUGAAAAAUGAACAAGUUUCUGAUAAAAUCAGUAUAUCAAAACAAAUAUGUCAAAAUGUUCUAGAUGUUUUUGCACAUAAAUCUGAGAGUGCAGUAGAAAGUAAAAAUCAAGAAAACAGCCAGAUUGAAGAUCAGGAAAUACAUCAGGCUAGCCCGAUUAAAAAUCAGAAAAUACAUCAGAAAAAGAAAAGAAAGUUACGAUCUUCAAAUAAACGAGGUCGAAAUAAUGAAAAGAAGUUUGAUAAUUUGAACGAUGGAAUGGAGGUUUAUAUGACAAAAUUUGAUCCAUUAUCGGCAUGUGGAUAUUGUAACGAACAGUUUGAAACAAUUAGUUCAUACCAUAAUCAUCAGUGUACUAUUGAACAGGGGAGACCAUUUGAUAAAUUUUCACUACAAUUAUUAUGUUUCCAUUGUAAAGAUGUUUUAAAUAAUUUCAAUGAAUAUGAUAAGCAUAUGAGAGACAAACAUUCUGAUAAGGCAUAUCAUUGUUACUUAUGUAUCAAACGAUUUCUAAGCGAUAAAGAGCGAUUACAACAUAUUAGUUUAAAGCAUAACAAAAUAUCUUGCAGAUUUUGUGAUGAAAAAAUGUCUAUUAAAGUUAAAAUUUUACACGAAGGUUAUCAUUUAGGUUUUGGUUACCCCUGUCAUAAAUGUAAAAAAGCUUAUACAAAUGAAAAGAAUCUUUCUUAUCAUAACUAUAAGUCUAAAUUACAUCCAAUGACUGUUAAUCUAGUAACUUGUACCAUAUGCUUAAAAUCUGUAAAAGUACGAGGUUUUCGCACUCAUAUGUCUACACAUAAACAUAAUACUUGUUAUUUUUGCGGUAAAAUAUUUUCUGAUAAAACAGGCACAGAGUUCCACACCAUGCUACAUCAUAGUACACAAUCUAAAUUAAAGUGUAAUGUCUGUGGUACGCGUUUCUUCAGUAAGAAACAACUCGAGAAACAUGCAAAGGUGGAUGGAUGUAAUAAUGGCUUACAAGGAGUGAAAAAUAGAAGUACAACAGCGCAUCAUUAAUACAUUUGUUUAAGAAUAGUAGUAUAUAUAAACACAAAACGGAUUAAUGUGAGAAUUAAUAUCAGAUAUAACUAAAAAUAUUUUACAUUAUAAAGUAUUUAUAAUUUAAUACAGAUAUGCAGAUAGUUUUUAUGCAUUAUAAUUAGGUUUGCUAUAUAUAUAUAUAUAUAGAGCAAACUUUUAUAUAAUUCGAUUUUGUUAUAUAUAGCUAAUAUGCUCGCGUACCGAUUAUCGCGCAUAAAUACAUGUCAAAUAAAAAUGAGUCUAAUUGCAUUAUUUUUAUAUGUAAGACAUGGGUGACGCUUUGUAAAACCACCUGUAAUUCUCUCUUGUCAUACGUUCCAUAAUGUUCUGUAUAUAUAAACUUCUUAUGAACAAAUAUUUUUGCAUUCUACUACAUUCUCACAUGUGUCUAUUGUAUCAUCUGUGUACUAUUAAUAUUUUAUGCAAACUAAAUUUUUUUCUUUAAAUAAAGUUUUUCAUAGAUA
Molecule: messenger RNA, 6125 nt
Organism: Cataglyphis hispanica
Lineage: Eukaryota; Metazoa; Arthropoda; Insecta; Hymenoptera; Formicidae
Product: zinc finger protein 423-like
Exons: 4
Coding region: 2656-5637 (993 amino acids)
Biological process (GO): regulation of DNA-templated transcription
Molecular function (GO): DNA-binding transcription factor activity, RNA polymerase II-specific; RNA polymerase II cis-regulatory region sequence-specific DNA binding
Source: RefSeq, a predicted model, not a curated record